AUGUUUCUCACAUUUUCAAGAAAAAAUAUGUCCCAGAAACUGAGUAUGUUUUUACUAGUUUUUGGAAUCAUAUGGGGUUUGAUGUUGCUACGCUACACUUUCCAGUAUCCAAGACGCCAAAGCAGUGCCGAGCUGCGUGGACAGAUACUAGAUCUAAGUAAAAGAUAUGUCAAAGCACUGGCAGAAGAAAAUAAAAAUUUAAUGAAUGGUGGUGGUGGAACAUCUAUGACAGGAUAUGCUGAUCUUAAGAGAACAAUUGCUGUUCUUCUGGAUGACAUUUUACAACGCCUCGGAAAAUUGGAAAACAAAGUUGAUUACAUUGUUGUGACUGGCUCAGCAACAAAUACCACUAAUGGAACUAGCAAUCAGGUGCCAGUGACUUCAAAUAAACGUGUAAAACCAGCAAGCAACAUUAGAUAGCAAACAGGACCACUUUAUGUUGCUACAUCUGUAAUACUUAAGAUAAGCUUUUUAUUUCUGGCUAGGGCAAAGCAGUAGUUCACUCUAAAAGAAGCAUAAACUACUCUGUUAUGCAAUGUGCUGGAUCCUUGUAGGCCUAACGUAGAUGCAUAGGUUCUCCAAGCACUUUUUCACUGGCUUUGAGCAGUACCUCUGAAGUGAUCUUUGUUGUCUUCAAAGAUUUUUUGCUACCAUGAUUCGAUGUAGUAUGCCAUUGAAUAAUAAGAAAUGGAAAACAAUGGAGAACUUAUUGGUAGGUUUCUAAAUAUAUUUAUUUAAGUAUGAAUAUAACAUAUCUUUUGGAUAGGU
Molecule: messenger RNA, 768 nt
Organism: Indicator indicator
Lineage: Eukaryota; Metazoa; Chordata; Aves; Piciformes; Indicatoridae
Gene: CCDC126
Product: coiled-coil domain containing 126
Exons: 2
Coding region: 1-420 (139 amino acids)
Source: RefSeq, a predicted model, not a curated record